Erpetoichthys calabaricus (reedfish) is the source of this 1084-nucleotide messenger RNA. RefSeq names its product cysteine-rich PDZ-binding protein (gene cript). Lineage: Eukaryota; Metazoa; Chordata; Cladistia; Polypteriformes; Polypteridae. The coding region runs from base 210 to 515 and encodes 101 amino acids. The record is from RefSeq and is a predicted model, not a curated record. Gene Ontology annotation, cellular component: dendrite. The transcript has 5 exons. Gene Ontology annotation, biological process: cytoplasmic microtubule organization. Gene Ontology annotation, molecular function: microtubule binding; PDZ domain binding.
UUCUGACUAGUGCUGUUCCCGGACCUUUUCAUGUGAUGCACUUCCUCCUCACUUAGUCGACAGGAAGUAGCGGCGGUGUAUGUUUUUAUUCUAGUUCACUGACGGGAGGAAGAACUGCAGUGAAGAAGUUGUGUCGGGAAAAGGCGUUUUCGAAUUUUCACCUAAACGAGUCGCUUUUCCGCCGAGUAACACUUUUUCAGGACGACAGCAUGGUUUGCGAUAAAUGUGAGAAGAAACUUGGAAGAAUCAUCACUCCAGAUACAUGGAAAGAUGGUGCCAGGAAUACAACAGAGAGUGGUGGACGAAGGCUGAAUGAAAACAAAGCACUGACAUCUAAGAAGGCCAGGUUUGAUCCAUAUGGAAAGAACAAAUUUGCCAUUUGCAGAAUCUGCAAAAGCUCUGUACAUCAGCCUGGGUCCCAUUACUGUCAGGGAUGUGCUUAUAAGAAAGGAAUCUGUGCAAUGUGUGGCAAGAAGGUUUUGGACACCAAAAACUACAAACAAACCUCGGUAUAAGGAGAAAUGCACUCUGUCACUGAUAGGAUCUGAUUAAGACUUUCUUUCUUGUAAUGCAAGUAAUAUUGAUUUGGAUAUAGAUCAAGCAAAGUUCUAAUGUGGAAAUUCAGACUUCGGGGGGGGGGGAUAGAUUUUUUUUUUUUUCUUGAACAUUAAAGGAAAAAAUACUGCUUGUUGCUUUCCUAAAACAGCCCUGUGGACAGAAGGGGGAUAUCAGAUCAUUAAAUCCAAAGCUGAAGAGUAAGACCCCACAUUCUUGCAAUUUGGUUUGGCUUUGAAACAAUUUCAUUUUUGAGUAGUUAUACAUUAAGCAAGAUUGUUUUUAUAUGUUUACUUCAAAUACAAUUCCAAUAAAGAUAUGUUCUAAAAGGACUUUUGUAAAUUUGUCCUUCUAACAGUGCCAAAAAUAAGCUAGGGUGUAUCUGAAUGUAGAUUAUAUUUAUAUCCUCACAAAGGUGAUACUGAGAUUGUCGGAUUCCACUAGUAUUAUAUUCGUUUAGUUACAUGACUCUUCAUCCUUCCUCGGAUAUAUUUAAUUAGUACUGUGUAACAAGAUGUAGUCAACAUCU